Messenger RNA from Musa acuminata AAA Group (dessert banana), 2896 nucleotides. RefSeq names its product type IV inositol polyphosphate 5-phosphatase 7-like. The record is from RefSeq and is a predicted model, not a curated record. The transcript is spliced from 14 exons. Bases 260 to 1957 code for a protein of 565 amino acids. Gene Ontology annotation, biological process: phosphatidylinositol dephosphorylation. Gene Ontology annotation, molecular function: phosphatidylinositol-3,4,5-trisphosphate 5-phosphatase activity; inositol-polyphosphate 5-phosphatase activity; phosphatidylinositol-4,5-bisphosphate 5-phosphatase activity. NCBI's taxonomy places the organism in Eukaryota, Viridiplantae, Streptophyta, Magnoliopsida, Zingiberales, Musaceae.
UUUUCUGAAGAGAAUCUGGCAGUGACUCUCUCCAGUUCCUUUUGAUCUUGUUAGAUAGCAAAAUUAACUUCCUAGUAGAUUAGUAAGUGAAGUAAAGGAUCUGUAUCUUUGUUUUCCAUAAAAAUAUCUACUCUGCUCUCUGGUUCUCUGCAUCUUGUUCUUCUCCAGGAGGAGGGAACAGUAUGGAAACCAGAAACACCAACUGUUUCCAUUCCCUUUCAUUGCCUGGAGAUCUGAAGACGACCGUUUAUUCAGCUCUAUGAGGGCAUCUGAAACCAUGAAAGAUGGGACUUCGAAGAAAAGCAAGCUCUCAUGGUCCAAGUCCCUUGUAAGAUGGUUCAACAUCAAGAACAAAGCUGACGACUUCCAUUCAGAUUAUGUCAGUAGAGGAGGCGAUGAGGAAUGGCGGGUCAGCAUCACAGGGACAGAAGCUUACUCUGUCAAGCAAAGCAAAACAGAGAGAUUGUCCAGGAAGAAGUCCGAUCAAGUUCGACGAGGAAAGAUCGAUCUUGUUGCAGCUGAAGUCACCGAAACCCAGCACUACAGGAUCUUCGUUGCAACAUGGAAUGUAGGUGGGAACUCCCCAAAAGGUAGUCUGAAUCUUGAUGAUUGGCUCCAAGCCUCACCUGCUGCAGACAUAUACGUCCUGGGAUUUCAGGAAGUUGUUCCUCUCAAUGCGGGAAAUGUUUUGGGGGCAGAAGACAAUGCUCCUGCAAGGAAAUGGGUUGCUCUCAUUAGGAAGACCCUCGACGGUCUUCCCGGCAAUGGCAGCAGCAGCAGCUACCAGACACCCUCCCCUGUCCCAAACCCAAUCAUGGAGUUGGACGACGACUUCGAAGGCGCGACGACGUCGAGACACCAGCAUUUGCUCCACCGCCGCUCGUUCCAGUCCUUGAGCCGUAGUUUGAGGAUCGACGGGGACGUCUUGGCCCCGCAGCCCCGGUUAGAUCGCCGGCACAGCAUCUGCGAGCGUGUCAUUUUCGCAAACAGGCCAAGUGAUUACGACCCCAGCUAUCGAUGGGGUGGCUCCGACGACGACGACGACAACAUCAGUGGAGAUUACUCCCCUAGCAUGGCAGCACACUACUCGCCCAUGUCGUAUGGCCACGCAGCUUCCUCAUCCAUGGAGGGGCGAGAUAGACCAGGACAUCCAAGGUAUUGUUUGGUGGCAAGCAAGCAGAUGGUGGGGAUAUUUCUCACUGUAUGGGUGAGAGGAGAUAUAAGAGAGAGCAUAAGGAACCUAAAGGUCUCCUGUGUUGGUAGAGGUUUGAUGGGUUAUCUUGGGAACAAGGGUUCGAUUUCGAUUAGCAUGUGUUUGCACCAAACAAGCUUCUGCUUCAUCUGCAGCCAUUUGACUUCUGGGCAGAAGGAUGGAGAUGAGCUGCGGAGGAACUCUGAUGUGAUGGAGAUCCUGAGAAAGACCAGGUUCCCUACGGUUCAUGGUGACAGGUCACCUGAGACCAUCCUUCAGCAUGAUCGAAUAAUUUGGCUUGGAGAUCUAAAUUACCGCGUUGCUCUUUCGUAUCGCGCGGCCAAGGUACUUGUCGAAAUGCGUAACUGGAAAGCACUGCUGGAAAAAGACCAGCUUCGGAUAGAAAGGAGGUGUGGCCGCGUCUUCCGGGGAUGGAACGAAGGAAGAAUAUACUUCCCUCCCACAUACAAGUAUUCAAACAACUCGGACCGCUACGCUGGAGAUGACAUGAACCUCAAAGAGAAGCGUCGAACGCCUGCAUGGUGCGAUCGCAUCUUAUGGUAUGGAAGAGGCCUCAACCAGCUCUCCUACGUUCGUGGCGAGUCCAGGUUCUCUGAUCAUAGACCUGUUUCUAGCAUUUUUACAGCAGAAGUCGAGUCGAUUAAUCACCGCCGAAUACAGAACAUGGAUUGCGCUGGCUCUCAAGUAGACAUCGAAGAGCUUUUGCCCUUCUCAAAUGGUUACACAGAUCUCGGUUUCUUUUAAAGAUUGCAAGCGGUCAGAUGCUCUAAGCUCUAUCCAUCCAGAGUUCCUAGAGAACAAUCUCUGCAAUCAAACCAAGUUCAUAGACGUAUUUGCUUGUGGAAGACUGAUAGUAAACCUGGAUCACUGAAUCAAAAGUCAGCAACAUUUUGCUGUGGUCUUCUGACUGAUGGAAGAAGAGACUUCCCGUGAAGACUAAUCGAAGGUUGGGUGCAUUCAACCCUCAUAAUUCUUGACAGACCACGAUAGAUUUCAACAGUCAAAAGAAUAACCAGCAGAAGAAAAGCUACACUUACCCUAUGUAGUUUUCUCGGUCAACAUAACGACUGCAAGGUCCACAUGGAACAAGGAGUUCCUGACAGUCGCUGACUAACACUGACAUGGCAACAGUGGACUAUCAAAUUCACAGGUUAAAUUUUUUGGCAGCUUCUAUCACUUCUUCUUUAUAUAUUCUCUGUGAAGGAACAUGGGAAUUUUGCAGUUUGAGGUGGGGACAAACAGUAAUAACUGGCCAAUUCUUUUUCAUAUUUUACAAGUUGGGGACACUCAUUGCACUGCAGAUAAACUAGUGUUGUAGGUUAUGACACGAGCAUGGUCAAAGAUCUGAGCUGCAAAAGGCUAUUCUUUUUAUAUUUUGUGCAGAUAACCCGUGUUAUUUUCUUUCUUUAGUGUUGGAAGAAUUACAAGAAGAUAUAGAAGUACAGAUAUGAUCGUAACACUUGGAUUAUUGUUCUCUGAAAUCAGACUAAGAGUACAAAUCAAGUUUUUUUUUUUUUUUGAGAAUGUUGUAUCAUAAAGAGAGAGUCUUGUAGUGAUGGUGUAACCUCGUUAAUUCUUUAUUAGAAUCAUGUAGUAAGCUGGAGAUUGGCAUGGGGCUUGUGAUUCUCUCUUGUGAGUGUUGAAGUAACAAAUGGCUGAAUUAUGAUCACUGGGACCAUUAUU